Papilio xuthus (Asian swallowtail) is the source of this 1482-nucleotide messenger RNA. RefSeq names its product replication factor C subunit RfC4 (gene RfC4). The record is from RefSeq and is a predicted model, not a curated record. Gene Ontology annotation, molecular function: ATP binding; DNA clamp loader activity; DNA binding. NCBI's taxonomy places the organism in Eukaryota, Metazoa, Arthropoda, Insecta, Lepidoptera, Papilionidae. The transcript is spliced from 4 exons. Gene Ontology annotation, biological process: DNA-templated DNA replication; DNA repair. Gene Ontology annotation, cellular component: nucleus; DNA replication factor C complex. Bases 120 to 1199 code for a protein of 359 amino acids.
CUGUCGAUUCCCAUGUCAAAUUGACUUUGCCAUCAAUGACCAAACUUCAACUCUGCCCGCGAAUUUUACAUUAUUGAAAUCCUUUAGUAUUAAAAUAUUGAAUUUUGCCUUUAUUUGAAAUGAGUGACGACGACGUGAUUGUUAUGGAGGUAGACGAAGCAGAACCAAAAAUCGAAAAACCGAUAGCGGCGCCAAGUAAACCACUUGGAUUGCUACCAUGGAUAGAAAAGUAUAGGCCGCAAACUUUUGAAGACAUCGUGGGCAACGAGGACACAGUAUCGCGGCUAGCGGUGUUUGCGCGGACAGGCAAUGCCCCCAACAUCAUCAUCGCGGGUCCCCCGGGCGUCGGCAAGACGACAACGAUCUUAUGCCUGGCUCGCGCUCUGCUCGGUGCAGCUUUCCGCGAUGCCGUGCUGGAACUGAAUGCGUCUAAUGACCGCGGUAUAGACGUCGUGCGUAAUAAAAUAAAAAUGUUUGCCCAACAAAAGGUAACGCUGCCGCCUGGUCGGCACAAGAUAGUGAUACUGGACGAGGCAGACAGUAUGACGGAGGGGGCCCAGCAAGCGCUGCGGCGCACUAUGGAGCUGUACGCCAACACGACGAGGUUCGCGCUCGCUGCCAACAACAGUGAGCGCAUCAUAGAGCCCAUACAGUCGCGCUGCGCCGUGCUGCGCUACUCUCGACUCACUGACGCUCAGAUACUCGCCAAGGUUAUAGAAGUGUGCAGAAAGGAAGAUUUAUCAUACACAGAGGAGGGUGUGAAUGCAGUAGUGUUCACAGCACAAGGAGAUCUUCGCGCGGCGCUCAACAAUUUGCAGGCGACAGCGCAAUCGGGCCGCCACGUCAGCCCCGACAACGUCUUCCGCGUGUGCGACGAACCUCACCCCAUGCUCGUACGCACUAUGCUGGAGGCCUGCACGCGACAGGACAUACACCAAGCUUACAAAGUGAUAGCAAAGCUCAUUAAGCAGGGAUAUGCUGCGGAGGACAUAGUAAGUAACAUGUUCCGAGUGUGCAAGACGCUAGCUGUUGGGGAGGACCUGCGUUUGGGCUUAGUUCGCGAAGUGGGCAUGACGCAUAUGCGCGUUGCCGACGGACUCGGCUCCUCGCUGCAGCUGGCCGCACUGCUCGCGCGCAUGUGCCGCGUAGCCGCCGACGCACCCCAUGUCCCCGCCGCCGCCCUAGGAGGCGCGCCCUAGGGGGCUAGUUAUGAAACACUAAUGAAACUAAUAGUGAUAUAGUGUUAUAUUGGAAAUAAGUAUUUGAAUUGUUAGUGCAGUUAAAAAAGUGAUUAAGUGAUAAAAGCAAUGACUUGCACACGGUGUGAAUAAAGUUCUUUCAUAAGAUUUAUAUAGCGGGUGGUUUUUAUGCAAAAGAUAUUGUGUUUUAGUAGAUAGAAUGUAAAAAUUGUUGAAUUUUGGACAGAGAUAAAAAUAUCAGAUGCCAGUCAGUGUAUGUCACAAUCAUAUGACAGUUAUAACU